Salvelinus namaycush (lake trout) is the source of this 2966-nucleotide messenger RNA. RefSeq names its product UBX domain-containing protein 7-like. The coding region runs from base 904 to 2244 and encodes 446 amino acids. Lineage: Eukaryota; Metazoa; Chordata; Actinopteri; Salmoniformes; Salmonidae. The record is from RefSeq and is a predicted model, not a curated record. Gene Ontology annotation, molecular function: ubiquitin binding. The transcript has 10 exons. Gene Ontology annotation, cellular component: nucleus. Gene Ontology annotation, biological process: proteasome-mediated ubiquitin-dependent protein catabolic process.
UUUUUCCUUUAAUUCUUGCAAUGUUCAUUGUUAAUGAGUUAUGUUCCAAAAAUAGUAAUGUCGCCCAAGCAUCACAGAAAGCUGCGCAGGAAACUGACGGGGCAUCAAUGCUUACUGCCCCCUGUCAUCAAGGGAAAAACGAACUGGAGCACACGACCGUCAAGUGUGUGUGUGAUCACCAGAAUGGAGCAUCUAACUUAACAAAAAUGACCCACAGGAAAGACUAGAAUUGUCUUGGGAUGAUGCCUGACGCAAAAAAAUGCUUUCUAGAGUUUCCACAAAAGUAAUUUAGACUCUCUGGAGGUGCAAUAGCUAACGUUAGCCAUGUUGUCUCGUUUUAGUGGAAUGGGCGUUGGGUACAACAUAACAUCGAUCUAGUCGAGCUAACCUAGCCUAGGUUCCGCCUUAUAACGCAAUGGUGGCUGGAAUAUCUCCCGCAUGUCAUGUUCAAGAAGCACCGGACCAGCCUCUUUCUGCUAAAGUUACACAAAGUUUGCAUGGCUGAGAUGGUGCCACAGAGAGUGUGGGGAAGCAUAUGCUAGAAGCAUGCAACAACAAUCUAGAAAUGGCAGUGACCAUGUUCCUGGACGGAGGGGGGAUCGCAGAGGAGCCCAGCACCAGCUCCAGUUCAGCAGGGGCCUCUAGCAGCAGAGCUCCCCCUGCAGAGUGAGUCAGUGGCCUGCUCCAUCACUGCAGAGUCCUGAUAUGGAGCCUGUGUUGAAACAAACCCAUACUUUGAGAGAUCGCCAAUACGGUCCCUGCUGUUUUUAAUUAAAAGCAUGUUAAUAAGAAAAAGAAAGGUCUGCUCUCCUGGAGUUGAAGUUUAAUAUUGUCUGUUUUUGUAGUGAUCAAGUGCGGGCGCCAAUCCCUCAGAAGCAGGACAUACUGGUAGAGCCAGAGCCUAUGUUUGGAGCACCAAAGCGACGAAGACCUGCCCGGUCCAUAUUUGACGGUUUUAGGGACUUCCAAACAGAAACAAUCCGCCAGGAGCAGGAGCUGAGGAACGGCAGUGUGGUGGACAAGAAGCUCAGCACCCUGGCGGACCUGUUCCGGCCCCCCGUUGAGCUCAUGCACAAAGGCAGCUUCGAGACGGCGAAGGACUGUGGUCAGCUGGAGAACAAGUGGCUGAUGAUCAACAUCCAGAAUGUGCAGGACUUUGCCUGCCAGUGUCUCAACAGAGACGUGUGGAGCAACGACGCGGUCCGGACCAUCAUCAGGGAGCACUUCAUAUUCUGGCAGGUGUACCAUGACAGUGAAGAGGGCCAGAGGUAUAUCCAGUUCUACAAGCUCAAUAAGUUUCCCUAUAUCUCCAUUUUGGACCCCCGCACAGGUCAGAAGAUGGUGGAGUGGAACCAGUUGGAUGUUGCGUCGUUUCUGGAACAGGUGACGGGCUUCUUGACGGAACACGGCCAGCUAGACGGCCCGGCGUCCAGCCACCCGCCCCCGGCCAAACGGGCCCGCUCCGAAAGUCUGAUAGACGCCAGUGAGGACAGCCAGUUGGAGGCAGCCAUCAAAGCCUCCCUCCAGGAGACCCACUAUGAGUCGUCCUCCGCCCCCGACCUCCCCGACUCCCCCCACUCUGUAGAGGUAGACUCGGAUGGAGACUCAGACGAGGAGCCCUUCUCCGACAGCGAGGGCCUCAUCUCUGUCGACGGCUCGGACAACGAGACAACAGAACCCCAGGAGGGCAGCUCCUGCUCCACGGGCGGAGACACCCCUCCUGGACCAGCCCCUCCCACAUCUGCAGCUGUAGCCCCCCAGCCCCCGCCACAGCCGGACAGCCCACCUGCCCGUCACAGGAAGUCCCCUCACAAAGAGAACAGCCACAGGAAAGAGGAGAGCAAAAAGAACCACCUGGAGCCUCUGGCGGCUGCGCCGGCCCGCUCCCAGGCCGACCCAGACUCAGAGCAUCGUUCUGGGGAGAACCAUCGCACCUCAACGGGCCAAAGCUCCAAAUCUGUUAAGACGGACACCUCCGACCUCGACUGCCUUGAUGACAAUGGUCCCAAGGCCAGACUGAUGCUGCGCUAUCCAGACGGACAGAGAGAGCAGAUCGCCCUGUCGUCCAAGGCCAAGCUUAUGGCUCUGGUUAGACAUGUCCAGUCGAAGGGCUACCCCAACGAACGCUUCGAGCUCGUCACCAACUUCCCCCGACGGAAGCUGGCCCACUUGGACUAUGACGUCACACUGCAGGAGGCGGGGCUUUGUCCACAGGAGACUGUAUUUGUGCAGGAAAGGAACUAAGCCAUGCAUUUUCUAUCUUCAGACCAUGCCCAUUUCACCAGUGACCCGGGAGGAUGUUACAGGCCGCUACUCCUGGGCUUUUUUUAUUUUGGAAUUAGACCAUGCCCCUAUUUGGGGACACCGAACUGUGGAUGAACUUCAUUACCCAUCAUUCCACUGGGAGGAAGUGACUGGCCUGUGUACUCUUUUUAGUAGGCAUUGUUGUUCAUCGUCAAUUACCGAAUGGAUUUUAGUUUUAUUCUGAGGUAAUAAACCAAUCGGAGUAGAACACCUUAAUGAUACUGUUAGAAAGAAGCUGAGGCCCCCAAAUAAUGAUCAGAGCUGGCAUCAGAGUUGGCUCAGGAAAACUUUACAGACUAUUAUCCCUAAAGGAUGUCAAAUGUCAGAUAUUUUUUUGAAGUUAAUACUUAUUUUUUGAUUCAUGAACACCUACAGCCAGGUAAAGGAGCGACAUGAACUCUGAUUGUUCCCAAAUUUGCUCUUCUACUUGCUGAUUGGGUGAGGGGACUUUGAAUACAGGAAUCGAUGGAGAGGGGUGUAGGGUCGUUCAAGGGAUUCUUUUUUUGGGGGGUGGGGUCCUCAACUGUCAACCUGCAGGAGUGGUGUAGCGAUUGACAUUUAGUCUUAGUCGGUGUGUGUGUAUAUAUAUAUAUAUCUUUUUUUUCUACCCCAUUUCCAAGAAAAGAUGCUGAAAUAUAAUCAUAAAAACAAAGGGAAACUUG